Messenger RNA from Notolabrus celidotus (New Zealand spotty), 1191 nucleotides. Its product is annotated as migration and invasion enhancer 1-like. NCBI's taxonomy places the organism in Eukaryota, Metazoa, Chordata, Actinopteri, Labriformes, Labridae. The record is from RefSeq and is a predicted model, not a curated record. Gene Ontology annotation, biological process: negative regulation of apoptotic process; positive regulation of filopodium assembly. The transcript is spliced from 4 exons.
ACUCCGCCCCUCAGGCCACGCCCCUCCCAGCUGCACAGUCUUACAAAACCAGCGCGCGUGCUCCAUCAGUCAGAGCUAGCUGCACUGAAACAACAACAAAAACUACGAUGGGACUGACAGUUAAAGUCGAAUACUGUGGUAACUGAGGUUACGAACCCCGCUAUCGGGAUCUCGCCAUGGCAGUCAAGGAUGAGUUUCCCGAGGCGGAGGUGACAGGCUUUGUGGGAAGAACAGGCAGCUUUGAGGUUGAAAUCAACAAUCAGCUGGUCUUCUCCAAGCUUGAGUUGGGCGGCUUCCCAUAUGAUGAGGAUAUAAGAAAGGCGGUGGAGAGCGCCUUUGACGGGAAGACCGUGGAGAAGAUCGGCAAAAGCCGGCCGCCAUGCGUCAUCCUGUAAAUCAGUUCGUCCUGCUCUACCAUCAGCGGCUGCAUCAACACAGGCCAGUGCAACUGUUCACUGCCAACACCACGUUUGGCCUACUUCCACCUUUUUGAUACGGGCAGUGAUGGAAACCACCACCCUUUUGCACAACCACAAAAGAGAUGCAAUGUGAUGACUGGCUGAUUUCUUUGACGCAGAACAUCAAACUCCUCUCUGCGCUCUGACUCCCCCCUCCUAUCUUCAUGCUGGAGCUCCAGGCUGUUAAUGAUUACUCUAGCCUAAAACCUAAAGGUUAGUGUAUGAUGGAUUCAUGCCUGGAGUUUCUACUUUGGAAAGGCUGAGACUGGGAGAAGAUGUUGCAGAGAGGUUUCUAGGAGCUCACUUUAAUCCUCAAACAACCUCAUUGCCUGGAAUUUUCUUACCGUCUCAUUAAUGUUCUUUUUCCUUGAUUUCACUGCAGUUACAGUUUCCUAUGUGUGCACAAUAGUGGUGCAUACUUCUGAAGCAUAAAGGGAAACUCAUUGUUGCUGCCUGUGUACAUCUAUGCUAAACUCCACUGUUUGUAGACUUUUGUGUCAACCAAUGAGUGAAACCGGGUUUGCACUAUUUAUGUCAAAGUUAAAUGUUUCAGAUAAGCUCUUCAAACUGGUUCAGAGCGGUCAUCAGAAGUGCCACUGAAGACCACCACCCACUGGUCUGUCAGCUCACACUUCAGAUGCCGCCUCAUUCCCUUUCUCAACAUAUCAUCUCGCACUUUUUGUUCAAAUGUCAAAACUGUAAACUUGAAAUAAAGGUACAGCUUGUUUAAGCA